GUGAAAACAACAUGGCAGCGAAAGUUUUAUAAUUUUCCACAAAAUGUGAUAUUUUAGUGUUAAAUGAAGCCAGUACUCUCAAAAUGAAAACACUUAUUCCAAGUGUAAGUGUAAAAUGCUAUGAAGAAUUGUAUAAUACUGAUUUGAAUUACGACAAGAGGUUUCUUUUCCACCAAUUUUUAUAGUGAUGCUGAUCACGAAAAAUGGCGUCAUCAACAAUUGAAGCAAAAUCACGAAUCUCAGAGCUGAGCCUUGCCAUCAUAAAUAGUAUUGCAGUUGCUAUUAGUGACAAUGAGCCAUUGGAAGAUAUUGAAACCAUGUUCACUGAUUCUCUUGCAUUCCGUCAAGAAUUGAGAAGCUGGGAGGAUGAAGUGACUGAUUUGAAUAUUCUUCAGCAUGCAGUUAUUCAUAAACACGCUGAAGCUGUUAGAUUUUUAUGUGAAUGGGAUGAACAACUUAAUCGAAGCGCACAUACUGGAAUCAAUGAGCCUAUACAUCUUGCCUGUUACGUGGGUGCGUUAGCCAUUGUGAAAUAUUUCAUUGAAGAAAGGAAUGUACACAUAAAUAGGGAGUCAAUUAUGAGAUACUGUCGCGCUUAUUGUCAUAUUGUGAUACCCUCAUUCAACAAUAAAUUGACUCCUCUAGAUGUUGCCAUAUAUGGAAAACAACUUGAGUGUGUUUUGUAUCUAUUGGAACCAACAACAAUUCAUGUACUGGAAUCAUCUAAAUCAUUUCCAACAUUUUACAUCAAUCCGGAGUAUGAUUCGAACUUCAGUUCCAUCCAUAGGGCAUGCUUUCUUGGAAAUGCAGACUGCUUGAAGUUCUUGAUUGAAUGUAGACAAGCAUGUUAUGGAAAAGGCAUGGAUUUGAAAGACAGUCUAUCAAACAGUCCCAUCCAUAUAGCAGCUUGGGCAAACAGUGUUGAGUGUAUCACUAUGCUGUUGGAUGCAGGUGCCAAUGUUAAUGCAUUAGAUGGGUACAAAAACAAUGCGUUGCACACAUUGAUGCAUUUCUAUGCAAAACCAUGUAAAGAUUGGAUCAAACUUGUAUGGUUACUCGUAGAGAGUGGAAUCAAUGUGAGUGCACUAAACAGUAUUGGCUUCUCACCUUUGGAACUUGCUGCCAUGACUUGCGUCAAUGAAAAAGGUUUAAUUGAACUGUUGUCAAUGGCACCAGACGUUAACAUUCCUGAGUUAAGAUCACAGAUACUAGAUAGUAUUGAGUACCUUUUAGUCAAUGGAGCAGAAUUUGCGCUUGAAGAUCAAGAAGGAUCCGUUACUAAGUCACUCUUGCAUGAAUUAGUGUUUGAGUUUGAAACAUCCAACAGCUCUGUAUUGAAAUCCGUCCAUCAGUGUUUUGAAAUAUUGCUACAUCAUGGUGCCGAUCCAAACGUGCGACUUUUUCAAUACAGCUACAUGGGAGCAUUAUCUCACCUCAUUACUCGCCUCCCAGAUGUUUACACUGAGGAUCCUGUUGCUGCGAUAUCCCUAUUAGAGCUAUUUCUAAUAAAUGGGGCAGAUCCUAACCUAGUCGGCUAUGCUGAAGAGUAUCCAUUUGAACGAGCUUGGUCUCAGGGACUUCCAAAAGUCUUCCUUCAAUCUAUCCUUGAUUUUAUGUCUGAGGAUCUGAUAUGUAAAUUGGAUAUUGGUGGCUCUCAUGUAACUUCACCAAUCACUGUGUGUCUGUAUGAUACAUAUACAUCAAAUGAACAGGCCUUGGUGGAAUAUAGGGAUGUCGUCGAAGAGUUGAUGAGGCCCAAGGUUAGGUCUCUGAAGCAUUUAGUUAAGUUCAGCAUAAGGCAGCAUCUUAAACAAAACUACAAGCUGAUAGACCAGAUACCACUACCAGGACAGUUAAAACAAUAUCUCCAUAGUUGCUAUUGUUGAAUAUACUUGUUUGUGUUUGUUUGAACAAGAGGUUAACAUAUAAUGUGAGUCUACACUGUACUUAUGUGCACGUGGGGGAAUCGUAGACUUGAAGUCAGUGGGUCAACUUUAUUGUCCUCCCUCAUACUUCCUUUUAAUACGAGUUCAAUAGCCUAAAUAUUUAUCUAUAAUUUAUUUAUUGCUGUACAUUUUUCUUUGCACUGAGUG
Messenger RNA from Owenia fusiformis, 2093 nucleotides. The record is from the annotation of a GenBank genome assembly. Lineage: Eukaryota; Metazoa; Annelida; Polychaeta; Sabellida; Oweniidae.